GGCUCAGCAAUGAUAACCGUGUCUACGUGAUUGUGCUUUGCUGCACAUUCCUGAAAAUCCUCAGACAAGAGUCUAACAUCAUGACAACAGUUCAGCUUCCAGCCAUCCACCAGAGUGGUCGCUGGAUGAGGUCUACGAGCCCACAACCGAACACGAGGUUGAACACCCCCUGAACCCUUACGACGAUCUCAUUUGUGUCGACACCAAACAUUCAAAAUCACAGGAAAUGGAUUGCGGUAUUUGUCAGAAGAACCUCACUCAAGAGGAUGGCCCGAACUGCGUGGGCUGCGUCCGCAGCAUGCUCUACCCAAUCCGACUGGAAUUGGCACGAGUACUGCUGGAGAAAGAAGCACUUGGAAAGAAGGUCGAGGCUAUCGUUGCGGAAGAUGAGCCAGAAGAGCCACUCGACAACGCGAUUGCAAUUCUAAGAACGGCAUACCAACAACAAUUCGAGAUGGACGAGGUGCAGCAGAUCAAUGAAGAGAAUUCAGAAACGGAACGUCAGCUUGCUAUCGCUCAGAAAGAGUUAGAGUUGAAACAAGAGAAAGCUAAACAGCUCAAAGAACUCCUUCACAAGCGCAGAGCGAAUCUUGCCGCCGCAAAAGACGCUGCACGUAAAAAUGAGGCCAAAAAAUGGGAAGAACUCAAGGAGAAAUCAGCGCAGCUGAAAGCGGAUCAUGAUAUCGUCCACAACAAAACUGUUGAUGCCAAAGCAGUGUUAUGCCGAGAGGCUGCCUCGCUGUUGGGUUUGCGACGCGUCAAGAAGAAGAUCAAAGACGGUUCGAUCAAAGAUUGCUACAUGAUUGCACAACUUCCAUUGCCGGAUCUCAAGGACAUCAACAACAUACGAUGCACUGAACUCACAGCGGUGCUCGACAGCACUGCUCGUCUUGUCUACCUUUGCGCAUACUAUCUUGGUGUCCGACUUCCUGCCGAGAUCACGCUUCCUCAUCGAGAUUACCCCUUGCCAACCAUCAACUCUCCUCAAACAUCUUACUUCGGCCAUCGAACCGCGUUUCCUGGCACUGGGUCGAGUCUGUCCGCGCCAAGCAGCCCCACUGCAUCUCGUGUCGAUGUCAGCUCCUUCCCUCGACCGCGUCCUCUGUUCAUUGGUUCCUUCGACGUCAAUGAAAUUGUCGCCCAGUACGCCAAGAAAGAACCUGUUGCAUUCAACUUCUUCUUAGAAGGCAUUUGUCUCCUCGCUUGGGAUAUCGCAUGGCUCUGUCGCACUCAAGGUUUCGUUCAGGGUACCGAGUUGUGGGACGAUGUCUGCGAUAUUGGUCGGAAUCUGUGCCAGAUGAUUGUCGCUGUGCCACAAUCGCCUGCUACAUUUCGCACUCUGACUCAACGAGACCUCCAAAUUCGUCAACUUCGAUCCCACAGCACAUCAUCACCGGCUUCUGACAGCAAUAUGAUGGCCGGUCGCCUUGGUUCUGGUUCACACACUUCAGCGCAUACCUUUCUUGGCUCUGCUGCUGCCGCUGGCGACAAUCCAUCUCGCAACUGGCGUCUCAACAAGUACAACAUGGUUGUCGACCCCUUGAAGAAGCAUCUGCUUGGUGAGAUGAACACCGCAGAGUGGGAGCUCCUCGAGGAGCAGGAGUGGGACGAUGGAGGUGAGAAGAUGGACGACGCUGUCGUUAUUAGGACCCGUGCGAUGGAUGGAAAGGAUUAUGACGAGUCCAGGAAGGUGGUCGGCGGCGAGGACGUUGGCAAGGGCAAGGGGACGAGUGGUUGGACCAAGGUCAAGAGCCGUUAGGAGCCGCUAACAGCCGGUUACGUGUACAUGAUGAUGACGAUGAUGAGAUUACGCAUUGUUGGAAAUGGGGAGCAUGCCCGGCCCAAAAUGAGGCUGGACGAGGGCGUUUGGGUGGCCUAUGUUUUUUGUUAGAUUUUUGAGAUACCCAGACUCACGCGCCCCGGCAGCGCAUGUCUUACGCGGCUAGCGGACGUCAAUGGCAAUGCUACUGAUAUGACUGGCACCCUUCACGAUCAGAUUACGGCCGAGGUGUCAUGGAGUGGUGGAGUGGACGUCCUCCAGAUAUCUCCCCUCUAUCGCGACAGUCCGUGCCUUGCAAGGCUGGCGCAUGCCAUGACCAUGUACCUUAGGUACCAGUGUGC
Exophiala xenobiotica is the source of this 2121-nucleotide messenger RNA. RefSeq lists its product as uncharacterized. The transcript has 2 exons. Gene Ontology annotation, molecular function: SNARE binding. Gene Ontology annotation, biological process: SNARE complex assembly. Gene Ontology annotation, cellular component: lytic vacuole; endosome. The record is from RefSeq and is a predicted model, not a curated record. The coding region runs from base 227 to 1759 and encodes 510 amino acids. Lineage: Eukaryota; Fungi; Ascomycota; Eurotiomycetes; Chaetothyriales; Herpotrichiellaceae.